This is a messenger RNA of Hypanus sabinus (Atlantic stingray), 3424 nucleotides long. RefSeq names its product tudor domain containing 5 (gene tdrd5). Gene Ontology annotation, biological process: spermatogenesis. Lineage: Eukaryota; Metazoa; Chordata; Chondrichthyes; Myliobatiformes; Dasyatidae. The transcript has 15 exons. The record is from RefSeq and is a predicted model, not a curated record. Bases 428 to 2944 code for a protein of 838 amino acids.
CACAUCAUCAUUAAGAAUAAACUAAUAUUUUUGUAUUUAAUAGGAUAAUAGAUGAAUAAGAAUUGCAUUUUAUUUUGUGUGGAAUAAGGUGGGAUAGAAAAUUUGGGAUUGCUGACUAGGAAAGGAUGGCUGUUGUGCAGCAAUGGGAUUUAUUGAUUGAUUCUUUGUUGCAAAAUUCUUCAAAUUUUUUUAUCUUUUUGCAAAUUUCACUUAAAAGACAUGCAUUUCUUCGAGUUAAUCAUGAGCGGUUGUUUACCUGAAUAAAUAAAACUUUUAAUGUUCUUUUAUUUUGAAAUCUUCCAAACAGGUCAGAUACAAAUUCUUAAUCCUGAUUUGUUCUCUUGAAAGUUUUGAAUGGCCAAGUGUUUUUUAUUUAAGAGAAGUUGGUCAGAUUUUAUUUAUUCUUUAUAAAUAUUGUAGUGUGAAGAUGUCAGACCAGCAGGAGUUGCUGGAGGUUAUCAAGAAGGAGGUGCGGUCUCUGCUGAUUUCUUCCAAAAAUAAUUUGACCCUUGCUGACCUUGAAAAAGACUACCAGACCAUGAUGGGAAAGCAUCUACCUUGGAAUGAUUUAGGUUACAAAUCUGCUCUGGAGUUUGUCUUAAGCAUGCCAGAUACUAUCAAAAUUCACACAGGUGCCAACAACAUCAUCCUCCUGAAAGGCAUCAGUAAUGAAGCAACAAAAGGAAUUGAAGAAUUGGUGUCAAAGGCAAAGGUUUCCAACAAGACUAAAACUAAUUUCAGGAUAAUUAGACCUAAACAUGAACCGAAGCAGAAUUUCCUGCCUAGGAGGUACAAUACCACCCCAGUUUUACCUGCAUUGGUGAAAUGUGAACUUCGAGAACUAGUGGCAUCCUUUCCCCAAGGUGUUCUGCUGUCUGAUUUUGACAGGUUUUUUUUGAAAAAAUAUGGAAAGCCGUUUCAGUACACACAGUAUGGCUUUUUCUCCUUGCAUGAAGUUCUCAAAACAAUUUCAGAAGAUGUUAAGGUACAACAGACACGCCAGGGUUCGCUGCUCUUACUGAGAGACAAAAAUAAAGGAAGUCCAUUGAAACAAGGUAAACAAUCUAACCAGUCCGUUCAGACCAGUGUAUCCCAAGCAAAGGCAAUAACUGUGCAACCAGACCCCAGCAAAACUCCCACAAGUAAACCAGCUUUGCCACUUUCAAAAUUGGAAAAUACACCAGGUACUGCUCCAGACCCAGAAUAUUUUGAGAGAGAUAUGAAAAAGGUUGAAGAAGACUUGAGGACUGUAAUUAUAGACAAAGGGGUUGGAGGGACCAUGGAUUCAAAAAUAAAGGAGAAAAUUCUUUUUACUGUAGCACAAAGACCGAAUGGAUUACUGGCAUCCAGACUUCCCAUGGAAUAUAAGAAUAUUUUUGGAGUGGACCUUCCCUUAAAGGAAUUGGGUUUCUACAGUGUGACUGAACUUGUUGCCGCCUUAAAUGACAUCUUCUAUGUGGAACGUGACUCCAUAAAUCAAGACUGGCUAGUCUUUGACAUCAGGCACUCCAGUGCUCUUCAACACCUAGAGAAAUCACAGUUCAAAAAAACCAGUGCAUUGAUGCAUGGAGGUUGGAAGAAGCAUUUUGAAGAAAAUAUGGAGCCUCAAAAGAACAGUGAUAUAAAUACAAUUAGCUUACAAAUGCUCACAGAGUCUUAUUGUUCAUCAGAAUCUGAAAUUCCACCUGAUGCUGUACAAGAUGGAAUUCUCUACAAGCUACCAGAGUUGAAAGAAAACACCUUUGCAUGUGUAUUUGUAGAAUGUGUAACUUCACCCAGUCAAUUUUUUAUCCGUUUCUAUGGAGAAUUGACCUCUGUGAUGCUUGAAGAUCUGAUGAUUGAGAUGAGACGAUGCUAUUCCUACGAGGAGGUCUCUGAACGCUAUGUGAUGCCAGAUUCAUUUAUUCAGCCAGGACAACUCUGUUGUGUGCGGAAUGGUGAUGAUCUAUGGUGGUACCGUGUUAUUAUCCAUAAGGUGCUGGAUGAAAAACAGGUGGAAGUGUACUAUGUAGACUUCGGUGAUAUUUCUCUUGUGGAAAGAUCCAGACUGAGAUUCCUCAAACACUGUUAUUCAAAGCUUCCAGCCCAAGGAAUUCCAUCAACCCUAAUAUGGCUGCAACCAGUUGAGGGUGAUUGGAGCACAGCUGCUAAAAAUCAGUUCCUGAAAUUUUGUGGAAAACAACCAUUAGUGGCCUUGAUAUAUGGUUACAUUAAUGACGUACUGCACCUAUUCCUUUGUGAUACCUCCACAGAUGAAGAUGUUUAUAUUAAUGAUGUUCUUAAGAAAACUGGUCAUGCUGAACCCUGCCUUACAAACAACAUGAAUGAGGGAUUUGGGCGAUUUAAUCCAGUUACAAAGUAUUUGAAAAAUAUGCCAUCAAAAAUGGAGCCUACGACAAUUUCAUUUGAAAGCAAGUCUGGAUCCUCCCCAGCAGAAGAAUAUCCCAAAAAGUUAGAUAUCUCAAUAAAUAGGAAGAAUAUGCAGCAAGACCUGUGUUCUGAGUCAUUGAACAGUGUGGAUUGUCUCCAAAAUUCAGAGGCAGGGGUAAGGUCACAAGAUGAUGUCUACUUCUCAAUAAUUGACUCCAGGCCGGAGCAAUCCAGUGCUGAUGUUCCAAAUGCCCAGCCUGAUGAAACUUCCAAGUUAGGAGAGGCUCAGCUCUGUGCAAAUACAAGUAACAAGAAAGCUUUCGGUUACAUUUGUGAAUAUCCGCAAAAAGAAUCUGUAAAGACUACCACAGGCUCUUGUUUGUUGUUCAAUGAUGUCCCAAGGAAGUCUGCUCUGAUCUCGCCUGCGUUUUCGGGGCAGAGAGAGUUUCACUUGGCUCUCAGCUCUUCAUCUGCUGCUUUGGGUCCUUCUGCACGCAUGGCAGGAGCUCUUCAUCAUUUAACAUGGCUGCCAGCAAAGCACAAAAGCUUACAGUCCCCAGAUCCAGAGAAGUAAAUGUUUAAAACAACUUACUGCAUAGAUUGUGGAGAAGAGAGAAAUGCUGUCUGUGCAGACCAUCAGUGAGCUACAAAAUGUCUUGAAAUUAAUUUUUCUCCUCAAAGGCCAUCUACAAUGCUCAGAUUGAACAUAAAUGGCAGCAAGUUACAAUCAGUCCACAAAAGACAAAUUUCAUCUCACCAAAAAUUUGAGAUAGGAAGCCACUGGUGGUCUUGAAUCAGAGGUUUCUACCACUUAUUUUUAUAUUUCUUUGAAGUGCAGUGGCAGUGUGUAUAUUGUUGUAUUUUGCUGGAGAGUUGCCCUUUUUUUUUGUUCAAAUUUUUGGAAUGGAACCUGAAACCUGAAGCAUUGGAACUAACUCUAAUCCACAGAUGGUGCCUCAUGAUCAUUCCCAAAACAUUUUUCUUCAAACCCUAAAUGCCUUAGUUCCACAUUUUUGAAGUGUAAUCAGGGUGUGUGGGUUUCCUCUCUUAUCUU